Procambarus clarkii (red swamp crayfish) is the source of this 9014-nucleotide messenger RNA. It is a transcript of the gene msi, whose product is annotated as RNA-binding protein musashi. The record is from RefSeq and is a predicted model, not a curated record. Lineage: Eukaryota; Metazoa; Arthropoda; Malacostraca; Decapoda; Cambaridae. Gene Ontology annotation, cellular component: cytoplasm. Gene Ontology annotation, biological process: regulation of translation. Gene Ontology annotation, molecular function: mRNA binding.
CGAGCCAGUCAUCAGUAUUCGUAUAGGCGCUGCCAUAAUUGGUCGCCCGUGCUGUUUGCUUACCGAUUACUGCGCAAAACCCUUAGAAAAAUUAUAUACGGUUACUUAUAACUUCGAAAAAGUAAAUGUGGAUAUGUGUGUCACGUGGAUAAUGCAACCCUCGCUUUGUAAACGAAAAUGACUUACACGGAAAUAUUGGUCGACUCCCAACUACUCGUAUGUUAAAACUUCUGUUAUUAUCUUUAUAGUCUUGUUUUCAAAUUAAGAAAAAAACGAAUAUGAUUUCUGCCUAAUGAUUGUUGUGAAAUUUACCUCUCUAGAUAUAACCAAUAAUCUCCGAAUUGAAACCAUAUUGGAGAGAUAUAUGGUGACGCGUUCGAGUCAGAACACACUUAUCUCAAGAAAAUCAAUAUAUAAAUAUCGAUUAUCUCGCCCACUCACAACCCAAAAAUUAUUCAUUGUUUAACGGAAAAGAAAGAUGAGGAGAGAGUGAGGUUUUGGCUGAGAGAGAGAGAGAAAGAGAGAGAGAGGAAAAAAGAGAAGAUCGAGGGUAGAGGUGGAGGCGGUAAUGAACGUAGUGACCACCAGGGAGUUGAACGGGCGACCCCAGCCGACAUGGAGCCUCCCAAGUUUUACCCUGGAGUAGCCGCCCUCAAGUUAUAUACCGGAGCCAACGUCUACAGGAGCCCUCGGCGACUCCCACCGCCCUUUGUCCCGUCCGGAAGUGUUGGUUUGGUCAAGGGUGACCUAAUUAAGAUGGAUGGUGUUUCGGCUAGUGAGCACAUGAACGGAUCCUCAGGAGCAUCACAGGGUGGGUCAUCAGGGCGGUCCUCACCUUCAGAUCCUGCACCAAACAAGAUGUUCGUGGGUGGCCUUUCCUGGCAAACAACCCCCGAGAAAUUGCGGGAAUAUUUUGGUUCUUACGGCACAGUGAGGGACGUUCUCAUCAUGAAAGAUCCUGUAACGCAGAGGAGUCGUGGUUUUGGUUUUAUCACAUUUGGAGAUGCUAGCAGUGUUGAGAAGGUCAUUGCUGUUCCCAACCAUGUACUUGAUGGUAAAAAGAUUGAUCCCAAACAUGCCACACCUAAGAACAAGGGGCGCACCAACCGCACAAAGAAAAUCUUUGUAGGUGGUGUCAGUCAAGAAACAAGUGCAGAGGAAGUUAAAGCUUACUUUUCGUCCUUUGGCAAGGUUGAGGAAGCAGUGAUGCUUAUGGAUAACCAGACCAAGCGACAUCGUGGGUUUGGGUUUGUCACAUUUGAGUGUGAAGAUGUAGUCGAGCGUGUGUGUGAUAUUCACUUCCACACCAUCAAGAACAAGAAGGUUGAAUGCAAGAAAGCCCAGCCAAAAGAGGCAGUGCAGGCAGCCUCUCUCCUUUCAAAGAGGCUGAUAGUGGGUCAGACUGGUCUUGCAAACCCAAUUGUAACUGCCCAGUCAGCUCACAUCCAGGCUGCUGCAGCUGCUGCUGCUGCUGCCCAAGCAGCUGCACUAAGUGGCUAUGGAAAGCUAGUGGGUGGGGGUACAUAUCCUCCCUUGUCAGCCUACCGCUACACUCCUUAUCCUUUGCCAUCCGCUGCUUUGACCUCAGGUGGUCCCCCAGGUGCAGGUCUGCCUGGAGGCCCUACCCUGACUGCAGUUUCUGCUGCCCCCACCAUGGCCAACCAUUCAGCAGCUUUCUCUUCCCCUGCCACACAAACCCUGCCUACUCUCUCUACACAUGCAGGUCUCACUACCCCAUACCAGGGCUACUCGCUCACUAAUGUAGACAUGAGCUCCUUCCAAGGGGUAGAUUGGAGUGCCAUGUAUGGUGUGGGCAUGUAUGCUUAGUUGUGUACACAAGUGCCCUCUCACGUCCACCUGACUGCUUGACCAUGACUCAUAGUAACCCUUUCCACCCACCGUCCUUAGUUCAGUUGUCGGCCCUUUUAUUUUUUUCCCCAUGAUUUACUUGAGUCCCCUUCCCUCGCCUAACUUACACUUUGAGUCCAGCCCGCCCAUUAUGCCGCUGUGAGCUCUCCUCUGCACCAGAUAUUCUCAGCCUCAGGGAAUUGUGCAUAAUUUUAAGUUGUUCUCUGUGCACCCUUUGUCAUUUAGUCCUCAUAUUUUUCUAUCCUAGUUUUCUUCAUUUAUUUCUGUCUUCCCUUCAUCAACCCCAUUCCUGUUAAGAUUUGAUUUGUGCCAUCUCAUUAUGGUGGCCUUCCCAGCUUGUUGCGACAAUGAAAGAGUGCCAUACCGGAACCUUGGUACUGGGCUGGGCUCAUUGUGACCCAGAUAGAUCUCUACAGUACUUAGUAUUAUGUCUCUCUAGGCAGUGCUACUGCUGCCAACCAUUUAGUCCAUGUACUUAAACAUUUUUCUCAAACAUGAAGGUUUUUGUUUAUUUAUUUUUGUUAAUGUACGUGUGCGUUUAUAGGGUUUAAGUGUCAUUGCUAAGCAUAACUUGCCCAGGCCAAGUUCAAAUACUUGGACCUGCUCAAUGUGAACAAAGCAAGAUGUAAAUAUUUGUUUACGGAUAAGACUUAUGGCUGUAAAAAGGUCUUGGCAUACAAGGAUAGGGUGAUAACCCUAGACUUGCCAUGUAAAACUUUGUCUUGGCUCCUCUGAAUGGGGAGCCACUUUGGUCUGCCCCUCUUGCAUAAAAGAAUGGGCAACAGUUCGUUUUCAUUUUUACAGCAGAAUACUUUUAUUUGAUUUUUGCAUGACACUGGGGAUCAAGAUUUUAGAUUUGAGUUACUGUUAAGGUCACAAGAGUUCAUGGGGCCGGGAUGCAGAGCCCCUGCCAGCCCUUGUUAAAAAGAGUCAGUGGAGUUGGUCCCCUGCUGACUACAUUCCACACUGGUCAGUGACUUUUAGCCGCUGCAAGUCUGCUUGAGCGGCUGGGACUAGCUUACUAUAGCAAGUGUGUAGUAAUAAGUGCGGAGCAAUACUCAGUGUGCGUUGCGUUUGCUUCUCAAGUCUUCUCUGUGAAACACAUAACACCUCAGUGGUACUUGCUGUGUUACAACCCAUGUACCAUGUACCUUAUUCCUUGACCUGACUUUCCUUCCAGUCACCCCCAUCAGUCCCUCCCCACCCCCACCCACCUAUACCACAGCCUGCCUGCCAUGUGUGCCAUCAUGCACCCACUUUUUGCAGCCAUGAACUGUACUUGUACACCAAAUGGUGCACAUGGCAACGCCCACCGCUGCAGCCAUGAGAGCGUCGUGUGGUGCACAUGGGGACCUUGGAGGCCUGGUCUUGAGGUUGCCUCGGCGAUGUAAGUAUUUUGGACGAGCUCUCACCGCAACACCGACUGUUUCCAGCAAGUGGUAACCACGGUAACAACCAUCUCUGGCAUGCUACGUAUCCAUUAAUAUCCUUCUAGGCCUGUCUAGGAAGUCUGGUACCAACGUAGGCAGCAUAACAUUUUGAUACUUAUUUUUAUUUGCACCACAUUGGAAUGACCAGCAAAAACCAUGUAGGCCUUUUAUAAAUUUACUUCUAUUGUACAACAUUGAUCUCUGUUUUCAUGUUUCUGCAUAGGCCUAGAGUGAGCCAAUAGCUUAGAAUGUAAUGUAAAUAGCUUUAUGUGUGGUGGAUUACCUACAAGGAUUCCCGUGGUUUGAUAUAAGGCCAUUGUUAGACUAUGGAAACUUGGUAGCCUAUAUGUCUGGGAUAUUUUUCCUUUUUUUUUAUUUUAUUUUUUUAUUUUUUAUCUUUUGAGAUUGUGGCUGUUGUUGAGCAGAGGAGCUCGGAAUGCCUAGAUUGUCCUCUCCACCUGCCUCUGUAACCCCCGUGUGUGUAAAUGAUGGGACGGGAGGGCGACCCACUCCUGCCUACGCAGGCAGUCCAGGGCUUAGUAUAAUUCAGUAUUUUGGGAAUUUCCGUAGUUUCAAUAGUAGUUCAUUUUUAUUUCUAUAUUAUGAUUAAUAUAUGAAAUCAAUAAAUUUGUUUUUAAUUUCUCCACAGAUGAAUAUUAGAAUAAAUAUUUUUCACUAGUAGCAUUCACGGGGAAAUUUUUUUUAAUGCCCUUGAUGGCUUAAGACUACCUAAGUACAUAAUAUCCCAUUGUUGCAAGUAGCCAGUUAUUUCAAUAUUUGUCAGUACUGAAAGCCCAGACUGGGUCCUCCUUCAAUCUCUGCCCUGAGGUACAGAUAAGUCAAUUGGCAGUUGGCAGACAAUAGGGUUUUCUUAUGUCUGUCAGUCUCCUUUAUCUGUGUCUAACCAGGGGCCUCAGAACCACUCCCAUACGUUACCUCCUGUGUACCAUCUACACUGUAUUUUCAUCAUUUUGUACUGUUUAUGAUGUUGGCCCAAAGCUCUGGGAUCAACGCCCACCACUGGUAUGUCGGUCAACCGUAGAUUUUGGGUCUCCUUUUUUUUUAUCCCAUUAUUAAGAAUUAUUCAGCUCAUAGAUGCGUAUGAGUCCUUUUUCAUAUGCAUGAAUGAGGUGAAAAAUUUAUUUGCUGGAGUGGGUAAUUUUGUGGGUAAUGCAGCAUUACCAGUUGGUAGAGAAGUUUUCUCAUACAGUAGUUCUGUGAGCUGAAUUAUUUACCUACUCUCCUCUGGGGUUUGUUACCUAGCUUAGCAACUCGUCUUUAGCCUAAACCACUAGUAGUUUCAAUAAAUAAUAUUUCAUUCUUCUAUUAUAUGUGCCACUCUUGAGUCUUAUUUAUUUAUACUGUGGAUCUAACUUUAACAUUGCUAGCCAAGCACUGUCUAUCCAAUAGUUUAAAAGUCACUCCAUUAUUUUAUUUGUAGCUUUGUCUUAUAUCUGUUUGUGUACUUAAUGGGGUGUUAAAAAGACAACAGUUCAAGUCUAGUCAUACCAGAUGUGAUGCUUAGAUUUUGUUUAAUACCUUUCUUUUUUAGUAGAACUUUGCAUUAAAUAAUAGUUUUGUCUUAGAGAUCUCUUUGAAUGUACCGUAGAAUUUUUGCCAGUGGCGUAACAGUCAUGAUGACCUUUUGAUUCUAAACAUUUGCCAGAAUUUUAACGUCCCCCCUUUUUUUUCCUCUUCGUUAUUGAUGAGCAAAGGAGUCUGGCAUAAAUUCUGCCAAGUGUUUUAAUCAUUGGUAUUACCAGGUAUUCUCCCACAAAUUAGAAAAGUAAUAUUCUGGGGCCUUGAAUCAUCAUUGUGAGGAUUCUGACAGUCUCAAGCUAUAUAAACUUUUGUUGAUUUUUGGGUAAACAUGAUAGCUACAUGUAGAGUAGUUUUCCUCAAGGCAACAUGCUUUUAAGAUAAGCAAUGUAGUAUUGAGGCAUUUGUUACAUGUGACACAGCUUACGCUCUGUUAUGCAUUGUGAGAUAGCGGUGACAAGAGGGUAGAUAGUGCAGUGGUUACCAUUAAUUUGCCCCCAGAGGUGCUAGUAGUGCUACACAGGGCCAAGUUUGGGUAGCCCAAUUGCGGACCAAAUAAAUCGGAUGCAGCAAUAAGUGUUGUUAUUUUUUCAUGAGGGAAUAAAGACAUCAGAGGGAAAUUAAUAUUUUUGCAUUUUAUAAACCAAACCCUUUUGCUCAAUCACCCCCUGCUCAAUGUGGAGCUGUCCACCAAGAGCUAGGCAGAGAUGAGUUGCUGGAGCUCUAGAUCCAGACAAACCUCAGAGGAUGAUAGGUGGAGACAUGGUACAAAUAAACUCGUGCAUCAGAAAUGCAUCUUAGUUGAUAAGGGAUAUAAAGCAUUUAUAACCCAUUUUCAGGAAGUGUGUCCACCAAGGCAUAAUGCAGUGUUUUAACCCGAGUUGACAGUUCUAAGAGUGACCUACAAACCAGCCAGUGGGCCUGUUGACCCUAGCAGCAGUAUGGGUGUGCCAGUGGUGAUGGUGGUGUGGUGGUGGUGGUGGUGGUGUGGUGGUGGUGGUAGUGGCGGUGUAGGACUGCCACAGCACGAUGAUCAUAAAAACCAAACUCUCUACCCAAUGGUGUAGGGUGAACCACAGCUUACAUAUAGGUUUAUUUUUCUGUGUUGUCUUAUUAGAGAGCUUUAUCAUUAGAAAACAUUAUUUGCUCUGUGUAUUGUAAGGAAGUGUUGAAUGUUCUUCAAUGUGUUGUAAAAUUACUGCUGGGCUAUUUAUAGUAAGCAACAAUUGAUAGCAGUCGAGUUUAUUUUGACAUGAAUUAAAGGCAUUAUGAUCACAUUAGAAUUAAGGGAAUAUUAGUGGGAUGUUUUUAUGAGUACUUGCUGUGCUGUUUAUUAGCUGGAAGGCAAAGCUGUAAUAAAGGCUCAUUUUCGGUAGCUUAGGGCGAGGCAGCUAUAAUAGAAGUGGCAGCUGUUUAGUGUCGUAGGUGAGCCUCCAUAAUAUUAUAAUUGAUGUAGUUUAGUUGUGCUGAUGUGGAAGGUGCAGUUGCCAGUUUAUUUUUUUUGUUAGGCUGAUUUGUGCCAUAGUCUGGUAUUGGGGUGGGGAUCAUUAUUUUGGGGGAAUACUAGGGUGGGGGGUUAUACUAGCUUACAUGGACCAAAUAGAUGCACUUUGGCUAUAUAUUUAGAUAAAUUUAAUGUCGGUUAAUUGUUGUUAGCAUAGCCAGUGUUCAUUUACUCAGCUGAUCUCCCUCCUGAGUCUUCCUAAGUGUGGGGUUCAUCCUACUAGUGUUACUCCUCCUGAAGACAGCAUAUAUGCAUUGGAGGCACAGACACAUUGUUUCUAGCCCCACUGGAGCACACUGGGUUGCUGUUAACUUCUCAUUGUAGGAAUUGUCCGGCAGUUCAGUUUUCCAAGCUCCAACUAUUAAUGUUAAGGUCAAGUGCCAAAGUGGUAAUACAGAGUCAUUUACCAUCAGCCAUGUCUGUUCUUGUCUUCAUAAAGGUAAAAAGAAAAAAAAAAGAGGCUGUUUACUACAUAACAUUGGCCACUAGUAUACCCUUGAUGCCUUAUUCAUCGAUGGCGGGUUUCUAAAGAAGUUUUAAAGAGACGAUCGUCAGUGAUUCUUCCAGGCAUCUCGGUUGCUGCUAAUGGUAAAUGUCGUACAAAUUUUUAAAUUUUAAUACUUUUGAGAUUCGACACCACCACACCACUACAAUUCUGCAAAGCCCUUGAGCCAUGCAAAUAUGUUAAUGACUGUGUUUACCUAGAUGUAUACAGGAUUACCACAUGCCGUGAAGCAAUAAGUGUCGAAACCCUCUAUUUUUGUACAUAAGACUGUGAGCAUUAAUGAUAUAUAAAGUCAGUAAUAAAAGUGAAAUAUUUUCAAAACCAAUGUGCAGUGUGUGUCUAUUAUUAUAUUUGAACAUCUUAUCCACAUGCAUAUAAGUGGUACACACUGGACUUAGUACAUAUUAAAGAAAAAAAAUACAUACACAUGAAGGAAGGGGUCUGACAUAACCCAUAUAUAAAAUCUAUAAGGUAAUUUGUUUUGCUUCUAAUGUGACUUUGGUUUUAGACUAUCUUUCUCUGCUUUUGUGUUUUGGCAUUGGACCCUUCUCCUGUGGUUUGCUCUUUUGGAUUAUUACAUAGCGUGCCCAAGUUACCCCAGCAUAGGGUAACCUAUUUUCUUGUAUGUACUUUACUGUGUUGUAGACUAGUGGUAUCUACAUUGUAUACCGACCAAGGCUGUAGUGUGGUAGAGAGGACUCUUGCGCAGAUGUCACUUCCCAGAUGCUUGCCUACUUGUAUUAGGUGUGCAUGUAUCGGGAGUAAUGUCUUGCGCAGCAGCCAAGGGACCCAGGCACGCGGCCCGCCUCCUGUGACGUAACUAUGACCGUCAUCUUUGCUCCCAGCGCAGCCAGGCCGGCCUUGCAUGUCGUAGCCUCCCUGAGUCCAUGAACCAGGGAGCAAUAUCUUUUUCUCGCUGUGGUAAUGUAUUGAAUGUGCUAGAUUGUCUACCAUUUUUUGGAUUUCUUUGUAAACCUUAAAGUAGAGCUUUCACACAGUUAAAGCAAACUGAGGACUUAUCGUUGCAUUGGCAUAUUGAUUGAUUAGAGCACCACUGUACAGAUGUGCUUUAAGCAAGAUGAGUGCAUUCUAACGAUAAAUGAAACUUGCUUUCAACAUGAAAGAUCUGCUUGAGAAACACAUAUGAACAUAAGAAACACGGGACUGUCUUGUGUUAAUGCCGAAAGAUAAACACAGCCAACACUGACAUACACACACUCGCACACACACAAAAUAUAAACACUAGCUGUAGGGUUGACCUGUGUAGAGUCAGCCUUGUGUAGGGUUGACCUCUACUCUUGCCUCCCGAGGCUGCUGUGCCCCACCCACCACCACCUGCCCGCCAUCUAACGUGCCACUCUUUAGUUUGCUCUCUUUACCUAUUGACUGCCUGUAAUGCUAUUAGCUUUUAUCAAUGGUAUUUGGUCUUUGACACUGUAAACUACCUAAAUAUCAAUUUCAAUGCUAGUUUGAGUCUGGAGUGUGUUGUGGGAGGUGGUGGGUAGGCGCUCCUGAUGUUCCCCUUAGCUGCGGUCACAAACUUGAUACCCACCAUCCGUCACGCCCACCCCAAUGCUACUGUUGUUAUUGUAGCUUAAUGGAAGCAGCCCUAGAAUAUGCUCUGGCCAAUAUCAUGUGUCAGGGUAGUGGUGGGCGGGGCAAUGGUGUUGAGAGAACUAGAAGUGGUACUGUAGGUACAGCUGUACUGUAGUCGUGUCUGAGCUGUAGGUUUGGUAUUGUAGCCGACCUAGCAUCAUAGUGCUCGCCCGACGCCUCUGUACAGGACCUUAGUCAGCCGGCCGCCGCAGCCCGCAGCCCAGCCCCAUGGUAGAUGCAUCACCCUCCUUAAUCAUACCCUCACUGACAUUCAUGCCUGCCCUGGGCCUUCACACUAUUGGAAUGACCCCUAACUAAAGUUAAAUGGACAAAUUUGUCCCCCGAGGGUUAAUGUAAUUAACGAGGGUCAACUGCUUUACCUUAGCUUUUUGUCCCUUUCUAGUGGAAUGUCAAGAGGAAAUUCCACUUACCAGAAGUUAUUUUUGUUUCUUUAAAGAAUAAGUGUUAUUUUUAUUCGGAGGUGGGUUGCAAGCUCGCGGGCAGCUGAGACUUUGUGAGCAUUGCACAGUGUAGUUUGUACAUCUAGUAAUAAAAUGUCUAUGGUAGAGAG